Myripristis murdjan (pinecone soldierfish) is the source of this 2227-nucleotide messenger RNA. RefSeq names its product KAT8 regulatory NSL complex subunit 2 (gene kansl2). The transcript has 10 exons. NCBI's taxonomy places the organism in Eukaryota, Metazoa, Chordata, Actinopteri, Holocentriformes, Holocentridae. The coding region runs from base 296 to 1861 and encodes 521 amino acids. The record is from RefSeq and is a predicted model, not a curated record. Gene Ontology annotation, cellular component: NSL complex.
UGAGACUGACACAUUUCGGCACCAUCGAGAAAAGCGGCAGCGUAUCGUCCCCAGUCAAUAAACAACUCUUCGUAGCUGGAAUUUAUGAAGUUUUGCUGUUAGCUACUGUUAGCAACUGCUAAGCAAAGAUGGCGACCACACAACCAACCGAGUAAACUGCCAUGACGCAGUACGAAGAGGCGGGUUCAGCGCAGUGUGGCGCCCGAUAGGAUUUAGCCUGAGCUGCAAGAUACAAACCAACUACCAAUAAAUCAAUACAAGUAGCGUUUGGUGGUUUAAUCUAGAUGAAACAACUAUGUUUACAAUUAUCUGUGGCUGUGCGCACAUCAGCUUCAGUCGAUUUGCAAUGAACAGAAUACGGAUCCAUGUUCUGCCGUCAAGUCGGGGCAGAGUGACCCAAACAGCUCGUCCCCAGGAGCCUCAGGCCUGCGCCUUCACCCAGCGACCAUGCUCUCAGCCUCGCUUGGAUGGCCUGGAGUUCUGCAUCAAACACAUCCUGGAGGACAAGAAUGCCCCCUACAAGCAGUGCAGCUAUGUAUCCACAAAGAACGGCAAGCGCUGCCCCAAUGCGGCACCAAAAGUGGAGAAAAAAGAUGGAGUGACGUUCUGUGCAGAGCAUGCUCGAAGAAAUGCCAUGGCACUAAGAGCUCAGAUGAGAAAGGCAGCCUCUGGUCCAUCACCAGAGGGACUUCUGUCUCAGCUAAGCGGAUACAGUCGUGCAGAAACGCAUGGCCUUGAGGGAGGCCGCUCUGAAGCUAGCCGCAUUCUAGAUGAGGACAGUUGGAGUGAGGAGGAACAGGGUCCCCUGGUGUUAGACCAGACAUGGAGAGGAGACCCUGACAGUGAAGCUGACAGCAUCGACAGUGAUCAUGAGGACCCCCUAAAACAUGCAGGAGUGUAUACAGCAGAAGAGGUGGCGCUGAUCACUCGAGAGAAACUGAUUAGGCUCCAGUCUCUGUACAUUGACCAGUUCAAGCGCCUGCAGCACCUUCUCAAGGAGAAGAAGCGUCGAUACCUGCAUAACCGCAAGGUGGAGCACGAGACUCUAGGGAGCAGUCUGCUGACAGGGCCUGAGGGACUGUCCUUGAAGGAGAGGGAGAACCUGAAGAAGCUGAAGGCUCUGCGCCGUUACCGUCGUCGGUACGGUGUGGAAGCCCUGCUGCACAAGCAGCUCAGGGAGAGGAGGCAGGCCGUCACAGAAGGAGCUCCUCAGCCAUACACAAGAACAAUAUAUGAGAAAUGCAUCUCCUUUGUGGAGGGCAUCCGGUGCACAAAUCCCUGCCUGCCAAUGACGCGACACUGCAUCACACACAUCUACCAAGACAGUAAUCAGGUUCUUUUCAAGAUGUGUCCGGGCCUGAAAGACGUCCCAUGUGACCGCACCGUGCAUAUGGGCCAGUCUGAAGAGCCUCGCUGCCCUCUGCACCUUACUCUGCCUCCUCCCAUGUACCAGCCUGAGCAGGAACCCCCGGCCCAGGAGCAGCUCACUCCUGCAGCCAAAGAAAUGUACCUGAGCGCAGCUGAGCUUCAGCCCACAGAGAACCUGCCACUGGAGUUUAGUGAUGAUUUGGAUGUGGAGGGGGACGGUAUGCAGGGUCCCCCAUCCCCUCUACAGUUUGACACGGCCCUGGCCCUGGAGGACCAGACCAUCAGAGCCAUCGCUGAAGCUCCCAUGGACAUUCUGACCGGAGAGGACCCCGACCAGGUUGACCUGGACGCCUCGGCACAGGAGCUGUCAGAAAGAGAUGUGGACGCCAUCAUGGAUGACCAGGUCGUGUCAGAGGUGGUAGGAGGGGAGGAGGACGCCACUGAGAAUUCACUUCAAGACGUCGACACAGCUGCAGUUCAAGCUCCUAGAUGAGGCUUAAACUUGCGCUCCCUUUUUCUAAAGAACAAGAGGUUUAAUUUCCACAUGGACCGAUGUUGGCCCUACAGUCAAGCUUGAUCUACAGUGUAGAUCACCUUCAGAGGGAUGUCCAUUUCCAAUCCAAGCCUUUCAGACCACUGCCAGUAGACUGUUAGAGCAUCCAUGCAUUGGUUGUUGUUCUGUUUAUCGUCUGGAAUAUAUUUAUGUCUUGCCUUACAAUUUAUGGUUUCUCAGUCUUACAUCGUUUUGUCCACAGAUAUGCUCAGUAAAUUGUCUGUCAAUAAACAAUGGUGCACUCCUCAUCUCUUUUGUGUGAAUGUUCACAAGCCAUCCAUGAAUAAACUUAUUUUUUGAAACAUU